AUGAAGUAUCAUCUUGCUUUGGCUGUCGGGCUAGGAUGUUUGCUAUUGUACGGCGUUGCUGACGAAGUAUGCUACGGUGAUCUCGGCUGUUUUUCCAACGACCCUCCCUAUGACAAUGUCAGAUACUUACCAGAAUCGCCUGCAGAAGUAGACACCCAAUUCUGGCUGUACACACGUCUUAACCCAGAUGUUAGUCAGACACUUAACCGAACUGACCCAUCCAGUAUUAUUGAGUCUCAUUUUAAGGCUGGUAGUCGGACCAUAUUUCAACUUUAUGGAUGGGGGGGAUUAGGGAAACCUGGUAUUGCUGGAUGGGUGGAUGAAAUGCGACAAGAGUUCCUGAAACAUGACGACAUGAAUGUAAUCUUGGUUUACUGGGAUUCAACUGGUCGUUAUCCACAAUGUGUGGCAAACGGCAGAAUAGUCGGUGCGGAAAUCGACGCGCUACUCGACGCAUUGACGUUAUACACUGGCUUCGACGUAAAUGACGCAUAUUUGGUUGGACACAGUCUCGGGGCGCAUGUUGCGGGGCAUGCAGGACAAAGAAACCCCAUGAUAGGACGAAUUACAGGUAUUGACCCAGCGGGACCAGCGUAUGAGAACCAUGACCCAGCUGUUCGACUCGAUGCGACAGACGCCCAAUUUGUUGAUAUCAUUCAUACUGAUGGUGAACGGAUUAUCCCUCAGGCCGGGUUUGGCACAUGGAUAGAGAGUGGGCAUGUGGAUUUUUAUCCUAACGGCGGAAAGGACCAGCCUGGUUGCAAAGGUCCUAAACGAAUUUGUGAAGAAGUUUGUUAUGGCGAUCUCGGUUGUUUUUCAAAUGACCCCCCGCACGACAAUGUUAGGUUUUUGCCCGAGUCACCAGAAGAAAUUGGCACUGUGUUUUUACUGUAUACCAGACUAAACCCUUAUGAGGGACACAAUAUAAACCGGAAAGACCCAGAAAGUAUUAUUGGUUCGCAUUUUGAUCCAUCACGUCGUACGGUAUUUGUGAUCCACGGAUGGAACCCAUCCGACAAAGUACAAUGGAUGGUUGAUAUGAAGGAUGAGUUUCUGCAAUAUGAUGACAUGAAUGUUAUUUUUGUGAACUGGAAGGACGGAGCGACUGGCUUGUAUUUCCAAUGCGUUGCUAAUACCGAGGUUGUCGGAGCCGAGAUCCAUGCACUGUUGGAUACGUUGACGAUGUAUAUGGGUCUGGAUGUGAAAGAUGUAUAUUUAGUUGGACAUAGUUUGGGUGCUCAGGUUGCUGGAUAUGCUGGUGAAAGAAACCCCGCGAUUGGGCGAAUUACUGGCCUCGACCCCGGUGCUUUGGCAUUCGAGGAUGAAGACCCAGCUGUUCGUCUCGAGUCCACAGAUGCACAGUUCGUAGACGUCAUCCACACUGCUGCUGGCAACAGUAUAACUAAUAUAGGAAUAGGAAUAAAGGGAGUGAGUGGUCACGUAGACUUUUACCCGAAUGGUGGAUCAGAACAGCCAGGUUGUCCUUUACCAAUAGCUGGGGAUGUGUGUGACCAUAAACGGGCCACGGAAUACUUCGUGGAGUCAAUCAACCAGUGUCCGUUCACAUCGUACCCAUGUGAGCUUGGACAAUGGGAUGGUUGUGAUACAUGUGGCGAUAUCGGAUGUUCGUACAUGGGGUUUCACGCUGAAGAAAGUGAUGCUCGAGGAGUGUUCUAUUUGGAAACAGAAAGCCAAUCUCCGUAUUGCCAGGGAUGA
This is a messenger RNA of Saccoglossus kowalevskii, 1716 nucleotides long. RefSeq names its product pancreatic lipase-related protein 2-like. NCBI's taxonomy places the organism in Eukaryota, Metazoa, Hemichordata, Enteropneusta, Harrimaniidae. Gene Ontology annotation, molecular function: lipase activity. The record is from RefSeq and is a predicted model, not a curated record. Gene Ontology annotation, biological process: lipid catabolic process.